This is a messenger RNA of Closterium sp. NIES-65, 2088 nucleotides long. The record is from the annotation of a GenBank genome assembly. Lineage: Eukaryota; Viridiplantae; Streptophyta; Zygnematophyceae; Desmidiales; Closteriaceae.
AUGGGGGACCACUUCCUCUCUGAUUGCCCCACCACCCUCACUGUUGACCUCCUCGAGGAGCGCCUCCUAGCAGCAGAGAAGAGCAUAGUCGCUGUAGGAGCCUCUCGUGGUGACCCUCGUGCCCCUGUCUUUGAGGGGUGCUCCCCCUCUCCUCUCUUGCCCUCUGUUGCCUCUGCUGCUACGGCCGACCUCGUUGGUCUUGAGUCGGUCGGUGCAGCGUCUGCCCAUAGCGGGAGACGCCGCACUGGCAAGGGCAAGGGGGGCAGGGGCGCUGGAGGAGCUAGCGGGGGCGGUGGAGGCGGCGGUGGAGGCGGCGGAGGGGGUGGGGGUGGCGGUGGGGGUGGUGGCGGGGGUGGGGGCGUCGGUGGCGGCAGUGGAGGCGGAGGCGGCGGCGGCGGCGGCGGUGGCGGUGGGAGCGGAGGUGGCGGAGGUGGCGGCGGUGGAGGUGGCGGCAGUGGAGGAGGCGGCGGUGGAGGAGGCGGCGGCGGAGGAGGUGGAGCUGGUCGGGGUGGCGCUGUGCAGAGGGUCGGCUCCGGUGGUGGUCAGCGCCAGCAGCAGCAGCGUACUCGUGAGAUCCCCCCCCCUCAGCAGCUUCGUGAGUGGUACGCUGCACGCCAGCGGGGUGGGGGUACUGGUCCGUGCACCUACGUCCUACGCACCGGCGACCGCGCAGGUGAGCCGUGCGGGGGUGCGCACUCCACCCAGCGCUGCUUUGGCCGCCUGACGGACGCUUGGCGUCACCAGUUUCCUGAGGCCACUGAGAUCCCUCGCUGGGGCGAGCUGUCUAGGGCGGGAGUAGCUUUCUUUGACCUUGACUUUGAUGCUAUUCUUGCUGCCAUGUAUGCUGUGACUAUUAGUGAUGAGGGUGACUGUUACCGGUGUUUUCCGCCCGACCCGGGCAUUGGGACUGCUGCUCUAGGUACUAGUGAGGCUGCUGCUCUAGGUGCUAGCGAGGCUGCUGCUCUACGUGCCACUGCGUCUGCUUCCUCAUUUGCUGGUGAUUCUGCUCUCUCAGACCGCACCACACUCACGCCGCUUGGUCGGCCAGUUGCAGUCUAUCUGGCAGACCCCUCUGGGGGUCCUGUCCUUGCUCACUUCUCCACUGUCCUCCCGUGUCCGGCGGCCCCCUCUGGCAACCUGUCUGGUCUUUACCUCCCCUCGUUCUCUACAAACUUGGGGCGGCAGCAUGCUGCCCCUCACUCCUCCGAGUUUCCUCCGACAGAGGCUCCGCUGCAAACGCUUCACAUGGACGUGUGGGGCCCAGCCCGCGUUCGUGGACAGGGUCACGAGCGCUACUUCCUGCUGGUGGUUGACGACUACUCGCGUUACACCACAGUCUUCCCCUUGCGCAGCAAGGAUGAUGUCACUGAGGUGUUGAUCGACUGGAUCCGCGCAGCUCGUCUCCAACUCAGGAAGAGCCUCGGCUCGGACUUUCCUGUUCUGCGUCUGCACUCUGACAGAGGCGGAGAGUUCUCCUCUGGCCUUCUGCGAGCCUACUGUCAUGCACGAGGCAUCCGCCAGGCCUUCACGCUUCCGGACCCUCCACAGCAAAAUGGGAUUGCUGAGCGCCGCAUUGGCAUGGUCAUGGACGUCGCCCGUACGUCCAUGAUGCAUGCGGCUGCCCCCCAUUUUCUGUGGCCGUUUGCGGUUCGGUACGCGGCGCAUCAGAUCAACCUUCAGCCCAGGGUCACCAUGCCGGAGACCUCCCCAGCUUUGCUAUGGACGGGGAAGGUUGGCGAUGCGUCUGCGUUCCAUGUCUGGGGAUCUCGGGCGUUUGUCCGCGACUUGUCUGCGGACAAGCUGUCCCCUCGUGCUGCUCCCUGCGUCUUCCUUGGCUUCCCCCCUGACGCACCAGGGUGGCAGUUCUACCACCCCACCUCUCGCCGUGUUCUGUCCUUCCAGGACGUCACGUUAAACGAGUCGGUCCCCUACUACCGUCUCUUCCCCUACCGCACUCCGUCCCUCCCCCCGCCACCGCUCUUCCUUGUGCCAGGUCCCCCCCCGGUAGACCCCCUUCCCCCCUCAAGGUCCUGCCCCUUCAGGUGUGUCCCAUGUAGACGCAGUCGAGCCUGUGGAGGUCGCUGGUGA